Molecule: messenger RNA, 2285 nt
Organism: Octodon degus (degu)
Lineage: Eukaryota; Metazoa; Chordata; Mammalia; Rodentia; Octodontidae
Product: keratin, type II cuticular Hb5
Exons: 9
Coding region: 42-1565 (507 amino acids)
Biological process (GO): keratinization; intermediate filament organization
Cellular component (GO): keratin filament
Molecular function (GO): structural constituent of skin epidermis
Source: RefSeq, a predicted model, not a curated record
CCAACCUUCCCAACUGCUCAGACUCUGCUCAGACCCACAGGAUGUCCUGCCGCUCCUACAGAAUUAGCUCAGGAUGCGGUGUCUCCCGAAACUUCAGCUCCUGCUCAGCAGUGGCCCCCAGAACCGGCAACCGUUGCUGCAUCACCGCUGCCCCCUACCGAGGGGUGUCCUGCUACAGGGGGCUGACGGGCUUCAGCAGCCGCAGCCUCUGUAACCCUGGCUCCUGUGGGCCCCGUAUGGCUGUUGGGGCCUUCCGCUCUGGCUCCUUUGGCCGCAGCUUUGGCUACCGCUCCGGAGGCGUGUGCGGCCCCAGCCCGCCCUGCAUCACCAGCGUGUCCAUCAACGAGAGCCUCCUCACACCCCUCAACCUGGAGAUCGACCCCAACGCGCAGUGCGUCAAGCACGAGGAGAAGGAGCAGAUCAAGUGCCUCAACAGCAGGUUCGCUGCCUUCAUCGACAAGGUGCGCUUCCUGGAGCAGCAGAACAAGCUGCUGGAGACCAAGUGGCAGUUCUACCAGAACCGCGAGUGCUGCCAGAGCAACCUGGAGCCGCUGUUCGAGGGCUACAUCCAGACUCUGAGGCGGGAGGCCGAGUGUGUGGAGGCCGACGGUGGGAGGUUGGCCUCGGAACUCAACCAUGUGCAGGAGGUGCUGGAGGGCUUCAAGAAGAAGUAUGAAGAGGAGGUAGCUCUGCGAGCCACAGCAGAAAACGAGUUUGUGGUUCUAAAGAAGGAUGUGGACUGUGCCUACCUGCGGAAAUCAGACCUGGAGGCCAAUGUGGAGGCAUUAGUGGAGGAGUCAAGCUUCCUGAAGCGCCUCUAUGAAGAGGAGAUCCGUGUUCUUCAAGCCCACAUCUCCGACACCUCAGUGAUCGUCAAGAUGGACAACAGCCGGGACCUGAACAUGGACUGUGUCGUGGCCGAGAUCAAGGCUCAGUAUGAUGACGUGGCCAGCCGCACCCGGGCCGAGGCUGAGUCCUGGUACCGCACCAAGUGUGAAGAGAUGAAGGCCACGGUGAUCCGACAUGGGGAAACCCUGCGCCGCACCAAAGAGGAGAUCAACGAGCUGAACCGCAUCAUCCAGAGGCUGACAGCAGAGAUAGAAAAUGCCAAGUGCCAGGCAGCCAAGCUGGAGGCUGCUGUGGCUGAGGCAGAGCAGCAUGGUGAGGCGGCCCUCAAUGAUGCCCGCUGCAAGCUGGCUGAGCUGGAGGGAGCCCUGCAGAAGGCCAAGCAGGACAUGGCCUGCCUGCUCAAGGAGUACCAGGAGGUAAUGAACUCCAAGCUGGGCCUGGACAUUGAGAUCGCCACCUACAGACGCCUCCUGGAGGGUGAGGAGUACAGGCUGUGCGAGGGUGUGGGCUCCGUGAAUGUCUGCGUCAGCAGCUCCCGCGGUGGAGUCACCUGUGGGGGCCUCACGUUCGGCACCACUCCUGGUCGCCAGAUUGCCUCUGGCCCCUCUGCCACAGGGGGAAGCAUCACGGUGAUGGCCCCCGAUUCCUGUGGUCCCUGCCAGCCCCGCACCUCCACCUUCAGCUGCGGGAGCAGUCGGUCAGUGCGCUUUGCGUAGCGUGGGGGCCUCUGCCCCACCUCUCCCUGCCCCGCACUGAGUGGUGUGUGUGUGUGGAAAAUGUGUGCUUGCUUCCAGAAUCUUCCAGAUGUUCCUACAGAGGGAAAGACCCUUGGUUCGCUGUCCUCCACCUUCUCGUCUUAGGGAGCUGCUCCCUAGUUCUCCCCACUUCAGUUAGAGGGUCACUCCCAGCCCUUCACUUAACUCCAACUUUGCCUCCAGACCCUUGUGGCCAGUAUGUGUUACUCACCAGGCUCUCUAGGAUGCUGUCAGUCAUCCCGAGUGGCUGGCAAUGUGGAAGCUUGGCCUCCCCUGAGUCAAGGCAUGACCCUAACCACCCAGCCAGGGCUCCCACAACCUAAGAAUCAGAGCAGUGUCCCCCAGCCCCAGCAGAUGGGCAGCACUGCCAGAUUAUUCUUGGUUGUGUUUGCUUGUCUCUCUGGCUGCCUGCCUUCCUCUGGGUGACCCUGCUCCAGCCAGACCUCUUGUGUGACCUGCAGUGGAGAGGCUCAUUGUUGUGAGAAUCCUUUCACCUGUAGCCUGCUGGCUGGGGGACUUUGGAUGAGUCUUGCUACUCGGUGCACCUUUAUACAUUUCAAAGACCUUGUGGUUGUUCCAGAUGUCCCUCUGCCAGGUGCAGGAGGGGACUGUCCAGUGUAGGGGUGGGGUGGAGAACCUUAGACUGUUUCCUGGGUCCCCCUCUGGUUAUGUCUGUGGGUG